Acanthosepion pharaonis is the source of this 810-nucleotide messenger RNA. NCBI's taxonomy places the organism in Eukaryota, Metazoa, Mollusca, Cephalopoda, Sepiida, Sepiidae. The record is from the annotation of a GenBank genome assembly.
AUGACAUUCGUCUGUCAAUCAGCCUUUUCUUUCUUUGCUUCGUUCUUUCUUAGGCUGUUCACCUUUCUAUCUCUCAGUCAGCUUUUUUCUUUCUUUUUUCACCUCUCUAUCUGUAAUUCUUUCUUUCUUUCUUUCUUUCUUUCUUUCUUUCUUAUGCUGUUCACCUCUCUAUAUCCUCUUCUUUCUUUCUUUCUUUCUUUCUUUCUUUCUUUCUUUCUUUCGCUGUUCACCUCUCUAUAUGUAAUUCAGCCUCUUUUUUCUUUCUUUCUUUCUUUCAUUCAUUCAUUCUUUCUUUCUUAUGCUGUUCACCUCUCUAUUUGUAAUUCAGACUCUCCUUUCUUUCUUUCUUUCUUUCUUUCGUUUGCUGUUCACCUCUCUAUCUGUAAUUCAGCCUCUUCUUUCUUUCUUUCUUUCUUUCUUUUGCUGUUCACCUCUCUAUAUGUAAUUCAGCCUCUUCUUUCUUUCUUUCUUUCUUUCUUUCUUUCUUUUGCUGUUCACCUCUCUAUAUGUAAUUCAGCCUCUUCUUUCUUUCUUUAUUUGGCUAUUCAUAUCUAUCUAUCUAUCUAUCUAUCUAUCUAUCUAUCUAUCUACAUCUCCCCCACCACGCCUCUCUUUCUCUCUCUCUCUCUCUCUAAUUUACUCAUCUUUCUUUCUUUCUUUCUUUCUUUCUUUCUUUCUUUCUUUCCUUUCCUAUAUUUUCGCUCUCAUUGUUCCUGCUGCAGACCUUUUUCCUUCCGGCAAAAUGUAGAAGAGCUAGGAGGGAACUACUUUCACUCGCGCAAUCACUACACGUCAAAAGAUUUGCAGUGA